ACUAUGUAUUUUUAAUUAAAUUUAUUGUUCGAAGUCAUUAGGAACAGUAACUCAUAGUCCAAACCAUAAAUGAUAAUUCGUUACUCGAUUAUCUCUGGCUAACUAUACAUGUGGCAUAGGACAUAGGAAACUGAAUACAAUUUAUUGUGUAAAAAAUAACAUAAUGGAAAGAUGGAAGAACCGAGUAGCUAUAGUUACUGGCGCAGCAUCGGGCAUAGGAAAAGCGGUUGCCAUAGCUUUAAUGAAAAGUAACAUGAUAGUAAUUGGUGUUGCAAGAACAGAAGACAACUUAAAGAGAUUUAGCGAAGAAAUAGGUGAAUUAAAAAACUGCUUUCACUACAAAGUCUUUGACAUUAGAAAAGAGGACAGGAUUGUAGAAUGUGUCAAUUGGGCAUUAGAUACAUUUGGAAGUGUUGACGUUUUAGUUAACAAUGCUGGAAUUUACGAUGAUACAGGAUUAUAUAAUGAAACAAUGGAGCACAGUAAAAUGAUUAUGGAAACUAAUUAUUUGGCAGGUUGUAUUUUCAUUAAAGAAGUUAUACGAGCAAUGAAAAGUAAAAUGGUAAAUGAUGGUCAUAUUAUUAACAUAAACAGCGUAGCAGGGCAUUACAGAGCUGAUCCUAUAAAAGCAUUUAUACACAAUGCUAGUAAACAUUGUAUAACACUAAGUACCGAUAGUAUAAGACGAAUGUUAGUUAAUGAAGGAAGUAAAAUAAAAAUAACGAGUUUGAGCCCAGGAGUAACAUUAACUCAUUCUGUUAAUAAUAUACAAAAAACCAUACCUGAUAUUAAGUUUUUGCAAACUGAAGACAUAGCUAAUGCUGUUUUAUAUGUUUUGGGAACACCGCCAGAAGUUCAAGUAUGCGAGUUGACUAUUCGUCCAGUUGGAGAAAUCAUGUAUUAAUAUUUAAUGAUCCUAGUUAUUAUUAUUGUUCUUCAGUACAGUAUUUUUCUCUAAACAAUAAUAAAUAAACAUUUUUUCUUUUGCAUUGAAUUAA
Molecule: messenger RNA, 998 nt
Organism: Adelges cooleyi (spruce gall adelgid)
Lineage: Eukaryota; Metazoa; Arthropoda; Insecta; Hemiptera; Adelgidae
Product: farnesol dehydrogenase-like
Exons: 7
Coding region: 164-904 (246 amino acids)
Source: RefSeq, a predicted model, not a curated record